Molecule: messenger RNA, 3208 nt
Organism: Pectinophora gossypiella (pink bollworm)
Lineage: Eukaryota; Metazoa; Arthropoda; Insecta; Lepidoptera; Gelechiidae
Product: transmembrane protein adipocyte-associated 1 homolog
Exons: 6
Coding region: 373-1500 (375 amino acids)
Biological process (GO): G protein-coupled receptor signaling pathway
Cellular component (GO): plasma membrane
Molecular function (GO): G protein-coupled receptor activity
Source: RefSeq, a predicted model, not a curated record
AAAAUAUCAUGAGACAUGGCUGCAUGGGCGUAGUUUCCUUUGCUUUACCCUUCGGGGAAAAUCAAAACAAAAAAAAAUGUCAAAAUGUCAUUUUGCUUUCUGCUAAUCUCCAAUGGCUUUUUUCCAUUGAAGAUUGAAGUGCGUCGAAUGAUUUGCUUGUGUUAGUGUCGUAAUUUGUAAAUUUAAUUAUAAAGCGGGUAAUAUAAUAAUAAUAAGCAUCGUAGAAGAGCAUGUAUAUGUUAUUAAGAUGUUAAUAGACAGCUGACGUAAGGUGGGCAUCUUUGCUAACUCGAUUAUUGAAGUCGAAUUAUGCCCUUCUACGGGGCUCGAAGGCUUUCGUAAUAUAGAUGGCAAAACAGUGAACGAAGUAAAAUGUACGGAAAAAACGGGUCUGAUUUCCCUCCCGUCACUGAAGACACAUUUUGUAAAUACGUUUUGUAUUAUGAAAUAAAUAAUUCAAGGGUUCGGAUUUGGGAUUUGAUAAUAUUGAUACCGAAUGCUCUCUUUGUACUGUUCUUAGUGGUUAGGUUUAAUAAGGCUCAGUUGAAACUUCGUGCUACAAGUAGUCCUAUAUUCCUGACAUUUUACACGCUAGUAUGGGGGAAUGUGAUCAUCAGUCUGGUGCGAUGCGCCGUGUCUAUGACGGUGAAUGCUGCCAUGCCACUGGGUGGGUUGGUGGACAAGAUACUAUGGGUGACUGUAAGGUUUUUCUUGCUGGCAACUGAAAUGAGUGUUGUUAUUUUCGGAUUAGCAUUUGGUCAUAUGGAUAGCCGAAGCAGUAUUAGAUAUGUCCUGUUAGCGACAUCACUCAUAUCCUUGGCUUUCACUGUAACUCAAGGCACAUUGGAGAUUGUGAUGCCAGAUGACAUAUUCCACAUAGACACGAGGAAAUAUGACCUCUUUGGACAUGGAGGCAUGUUGUUUUGGUUCACUUCAUCUCUGAUCUUUGCAUUGAUCUACUUCGUCAUAUUGCUACUCCCGUGGACUCCAUUGAGGGACUACUUGGCUUUACCUACGAAAUUAUCUUUUUACUUCUACGUCCUUCUGCUGGCUCUCCUCGACACAACGCAGGCAGUCGGCGCAGGCCUACUUGAAUGGGGCUCCCUUCAAUCCGGGCUGUGCGUCGUCGAUGUCACGUCGUGGCUCUACUUCUCUCUGUACACGCCGCUUGUCUACCACACCUUCCUCAGCGAAUUCUUCAGUGUGUCCCAGCCGAGCAUCAUGUUCUCGUACAAGGCUCAGAUGGACGAGCCGAUGGACGACGACCAGGUGUCUCUGCCGCACCAGCAGAGCUUCAGCUCACUUAAGACCGACUCCGACUAUAUUUACCAGCAGAGCAACAGCGUAUACGACAGCACGUUAUUCGAAGCCGGAGGAACGACGCCCAUGAACCCUGUGUACAGUGCGUCGCUUCAGAGCCCCGAUUCAAUAGCCUCCGGACAAUCCAUAGACAUCGGCGCGCCCAACGGCUUCCAAAGCCAGAACAUGCCUUCAACAUAACAAUUAUCAAGCUACACACGGAAAUCUCACUGCGUUAUUUAUACCCCACACAUCCAAAGAAACACAUUACUAAUUUAAAAAAAGAAUCUAGUUACGUAAUGAAUGAUAGAGUAAACGAUAACAAGACAUUAGUGCUUACAUUAAAAGUUUUUAGGUACCUAUCUCAUAUUGUUUUAUACGAUACAAGAAUCUCUGUAUUAAUAAAUAGUAAUUCAUUUGUUUUAUAUUAAUGAAUCUUAUCUAUUACUUUUUAUUACUUGUGAUAGCUAGAGCCAGUGAUCAAAUCGAAUAACUUGAGACUGUUUAACAUCCCAUUUCUGCUUUAACAUAGUGUAUGUAAUGGAUCCAUCCAGAAUAAAAUUACAGAUUAGAUUGUAAUCGGUAGCUAUGUCGGCUGUUGUACAUAAACUUUGCUGUGACAGUAGUGACUUGUGAUGUUUAUAGUAUUUUCACUUGAUUCUGAGAUUGAAAGAGCUCGUGAAAGUUUUUGUAUAAGUAUAUUUUAAUCAAGUAAAUAGAUUUACAGAUUUAUCUAUCUGUAGCACUGAAUUCAAUACCGAGAAAGCUCGAUGAAGCGUGGGUACUCGGUUCGUCUUGCGAUUGAUGUACCUCUGGCUAGCCCAAUUGGGAAUAUACCCGUGAGCGUAUGUGAUGGCUGAGGAAAGCAUAUGGAGUUAUUUAAUGUGGUUACAUAAAUAGUUGUCACUCAAGGUGGCGUUUCGUUACCGGAUUGUCUUGAAUAAUGCCAAGUUAUCAAAUGGUUGUUUUCUAUUGGUUUGGUCAUAUCAUUUUGCUACCUCGUCGAAUUAAACAUAUCUCACAUAAAUGAUUUAUCAAAAUGAAGCAAUCUAUAUUGUAUGUUACAUUAACGUAAAUUCGCGUCUGUAAUACCUAGCGGGGUAGGUAGGUCAAUAUGAUAGAUUUUUUUUAACAUACUUAUUUAAUAAGUUACUUAUCUUAAACUACUUAUUGUAAUGUUUUUGUUUAUUUUUUAAAAAAACUUUCCAAAAUUUUACCAUUGUACUAUAACCACCGAUUCGAAAUCAGUAUUCAUAGUAACUUUAUAUUGAGUUUACUCAUUCAAAUGUAAAUGUGUGCUACAGAUGUCUUAUUGUAAGUGUAUAGAUAUUUCCACAUAAAUUGUGCUAUUUUAUAUUUGUGUGUUUGACAGCAAAUUGGUUUUUAAUUUGUAUAAAACCUUUGUUACUGUACUGUGAUGGUAUAUACUUAUUUUAUAUUUUGUUAUUAAUUUAUAUUUUUCCUUAUAUUGAUUUGUAUUGUAAAAAUAUAAAGAUUGAAAUAACAGCUUGAAUAAAUCGUAAAGUACAGGUUUUUAGAAGUCUUUAAUGCUUUUAUGAUGUAUGUAGAUAAUAUAAUAUUGAAUCAAAAUAGUUAUAUUAAAUACUAAAGUCAGAGAAAUACUUAGGAUUCAAGCAAAGCUUAUUGAUCUUGUCUCAUUAUUAGUUUUAUACAUAUAAAAGCCCUAUUCAGUUAUCAGCAAUCAUCUAGCUUAAGCGUUUGUCAAUUCGAUAUACGAUUUUCAAAAGUAAUUUAAAUGGCAACUUGUCAAUUUUCCUUUAUAUUGUGAUAUGUUUUACGGAUCCAUGUGAAAAUUUUACUCUUUAAGUGAUAUUUUGGUUGAUGGCGUAUAUUUUUUUUUUGUUGUUUUGUCUCUUAGGAUACUAAUAAAGUAAAACUUUUAUUGAAA